Dibothriocephalus latus is the source of this 654-nucleotide messenger RNA. Lineage: Eukaryota; Metazoa; Platyhelminthes; Cestoda; Diphyllobothriidea; Diphyllobothriidae. The record is from the annotation of a GenBank genome assembly.
UCCCUAGAUACGCUAACCUCUGGCGCAUCUGUUUCGGCGGUUGUUGCCACCAAUUCGACUCCCCCUACCUCCGACCACCCGAAACUAAAAUCACCCCAGCCCACUGUAGCAGGGAAGUUAUCCGAUUCGGAAGUGACUACGAACCACCAACCCAAAGGCGGUCCCCUCCCCUCUGUCCCCUCUCGUGUGUUACCCGAGGCACCGGCGGCGCAACAACAGACCCAAACUCAAAAGCCGAAACCCGCCAUAAUUUUCAACUCUCGCGUCCUCGCGUGCAAUAAGCCCCUCCUUAAUGGCACGUCCACUACACCAGCGGCGGCUAAUGGGGUCAGGCCCGACGAGAUUCCGAAGGCUGUACGCAUCGCCGUCGUUCCCAAGGCCGUACCUUCCUCCCUACACAGAAGCAGUUCCAUUCCAGCCGUUCAGACUGUCUGGAGUAGUAGUCAGCGAUUCAGUCACUGCAACUACUACCAAUGGCGCAUCAUCACCCUUACCAACCCGGCCCAAUCCUCUUUCAUCCCCAAAGGUGAGUCGAAAAACGCGGACCUCGGUCAUACGUUAUUGGUCUACGGGGAGCGCAAUCUUGUGUCUUCCUCCUCGGUGUUGGUAUUAUCAUUUCGCUACCACAACAUUAGUCCACUUCUACUUUCAUAA